Molecule: messenger RNA, 2575 nt
Organism: Galleria mellonella (greater wax moth)
Lineage: Eukaryota; Metazoa; Arthropoda; Insecta; Lepidoptera; Pyralidae
Exons: 1
Coding region: 371-1810 (479 amino acids)
Source: RefSeq, a predicted model, not a curated record
GAUUGUGAUUUUUUUUACUGAAAAUCCGGCUAUAUGGCUUAGUUCAUUUACUUUUCCCGCUGAAGAUAAAUUGAUACUACUGUCAUAGAAUACCCAUUCUAUGUUUCUCUUUUUCUUAUUUUGGCGGGAAACACGCAAACGCAAGCAAGUGGAAGUAAAUAUUUUUGGUUUUUGAUAUUAUAAUUUUUUUAUUUUCCUAGCUUUUGAUUAUUGGCAUCGUUUGUAAAUACAAUACAAAAAUAAACAUUACUCACUGAAGAAUACAACUUAUAAAACAUACCUAUAUUUGGCGAAUAACAACAGGACAAUUUCCAUUAUGUAAACAGAAACUAAUAGAGUUAUUUUGUAACUUUGUAAUAAAUAUGAAAAUAUGUCGUCGAUAAAAUCGACUAAUAUAGCUGAGUCUCCAAAGACACCGGGUGGCAUCAGUAAAUCAUUGUUGACUCCUUGUAGAAGAGUGGGUCUUUCACGGAACUGGAGGAAAGGUGGGUCUUCACCAUUCAUAUCGCCGUUAUCUAGUAAAAGUGAUGAUAUAAUACAAGAAAAAUAUACUAGGAAACGAAAAAAUAGAGAAAAUGACGUACGGCAAGAUGAAAACAAUACAACUAAUAUUGAAGAAAUAGAUGAGACUUCUGUACAAAAAGAUAAUGUUAACAAAACACCUCAUAGAAAUUUUGAAUUAUCAAGGCAUAAGAGAUCUAAAACAUUACUGCCAGUGUUAACAUCUGAAACUGAAACACAUACAAAUCUCAGACAAAAAUUAAAAGAGGAAAAUAGAGUAACUAUUAAAGAUACUUUGCUAAAAGACAAUUUAGUUAAUAUAUAUCCAGAUAUAGAUAAAAAUAUGGAAGUGUCAUCUGUUCAUCUUGAUUCAGAAAGCAAAAAAGGUGCAUCAUCUUCGACAUUGUUUAAUCAAGAUAUAGUCAUUGAAUCUCAGUUCGAUGAAAAUUGUGUUGACCAUAAAAAAACAUUCAAACAAAUACAAGAAAAUAAAAAAGAUAAAAAAAUCCCUGAGAAUCUUAUAAAAGAAUGUACAAUUGUCAUACAGAAGAAUAUUUUUAAGAAAGAUAUUCAGAAACCUGCAGAAGUAAACUCAACUUCUCAAACUUUAUUUGACUCUGAUUCUGAUGAUAUUCCUCUAUGCAAUUUGAAUAAAGUUGAUAAUUCACAGAACAAAAUCCAGACGGAAGUUCUAAAGUUAAAAGAAAAUGAUGAUUUUAUAGAGACAAAUACAGUUAGUACAAAGAAAGUAGAUAACAAAAAAUUGUCUGUAGGUAAUUUAAAAAAACUUAAAAUGAAAAACAAAAGUAAAGAAAAUAUCAAAAUUUGCAAAACUCAAAAAAAUAUAAAGCAACAGGAUAGUACACCAUCAUCACAAAGCUCUUAUAAUGAUGAUGAUGAUGAUUUUGAAGUAAACAACAAAAGAACAAUACUUAUAAAGAAAACCUAUGAUAAAAUUUCCAAACCAGUAAAAGCAAAAUCAACUGGUUCUAUUACUCAGAAAGACAUUGAUGAAUUAAGAUCUCGUAUAAAAAUAAAAAAGAAGCUGUUGUUAACAAAAGCAAAAACCGAAGAUACUGCAGAACUUAGAACUUUAGUAAAAAAAUGGCAGAAGGGUUGUCAAGAUGCAUUAAUAGAAUUAAUGGAACUCAUGAGAAAGAAGUUCCCAGAUAAACCAAAUAUGGAAUAUUCAGAAAUGUUGCAGAUGUUAAAAAUACCAGCAACAUUGGUGGGUUAUGAUUCAGAUAAUGACUGUUUUGUUACACCUGAUGAUUCAUCAAUUAUUUUAUCCAAGUUCAAUGAUAUAUGAAUUAUCUAAUAGCUAAUAAAUAAUAAUAAUUUCUGCAAUAAACAAAUUUGUUACUUUAAGUAGUCUUUGCAAACUAUUAAUAAUAAUUUCAUAAUUUGCUUCUAAACCAAAUUUUUUAAUAUAUUAUUAGAAUGUAGAAGUAUGAUAUUAAUAGAAUUGCUUUUGUCUGCAAUUUAGUAUGCUUAGUAAAUAUACUUUCAAAAUGUAUUUCUAGAUGGUGUAUCAAGAUAAAACAUAUGCCACAAUUUAAGUUAGAUAUUCAGGUACAGAAUUGUUAAUAUUUGCAUUCAAUUUGGUGCACUAGUUUAAUCAUGAUGUUAGAACAAACCCAGACAAAAAUUCUUAAACUAUUCUAGCUUCUUUUGCUCUUAUUAAGACUGUAUAUUUUUUCCUUAAACAUUUCAGUCUAGCUAAAAUUUUAUAUUAGUGAAAUUUAGGAUUGCAAUAUGGAGUGAUAUAAAAUAUGAAAUAUAUAUCUGUGAAAUGACUAUAUUCUAGAUAAUUAUAUUUUAUAAAUAUGCAAGUUUAUAAAAUGUAGAUGUAUCGAAGAAUGCUUUUUACUUUUUCACAUAAGAAUUCUGAAUUGAUUGAAAUUAAAUUUUAUACAUAUAUAGGUUAAUCUUUUACCUUAACAUGUAAGAUAUUAUAUAUACUGACAAUAUAGUUAAGAACUUUGUAAAGGUAUUUGGAUGUUUAGUAAACACUCUUUAACAAGUACUUUUUACUAUUAAUCACGAAUGUAAAGACAAAAGGGAAACAGCCAGU